GGUUGGAGGUUGGGUUGGAGGCGGGCCUGGGCGGCUCCAGCUGCAAGAAACCUGACACCUCAGGCUUGGGCGGGGCCCUGCUUCCCGGGACACUUGUAAACCUCAGCCCAGCAGCUCUGCUUGGUGCGCCCCAUCUCUUUGCCUAGGUCAUCCCUGCGUGGACAUCAGCUCCAGCCCUGCAUCCUCAUGGCAGCAGAGCCACUGACAGAGCUGGAGGAAGCCAUUGACACGGUGGUCAACACUUUCUUCUCCUUUGCGGGGCGUGAGGGCCGGAAGGGCAGCCUAAGCAUCAAUGAGUUUAAGGAGCUGGUCACUCAGCAGUUGCCACACUUGCUUAAGGAUGUGGGCUCCCUGGACGAGAAGAUGAAGAGCUUGGAUGUGAACCAGGACUCGGAGCUCAAGUUCAAUGAGUACUGGAGACUGAUUGGGGAAUUGGCCAAGGAGAUCAAGAAGGAGAAGAUCUCUGAGAUCCGGAAGAAGUAAAGUCAGCUGGGAAGGGCUAGGGCAGGAUGAGCAAGACCAGGCAGAACUCCACACCUCCCAAAUAAAAUCUCCUCAAAAUACAAA
Erinaceus europaeus (western European hedgehog) is the source of this 567-nucleotide messenger RNA. It is a transcript of the gene S100A13, whose product is annotated as S100 calcium binding protein A13. Bases 187 to 483 code for a protein of 98 amino acids. The record is from RefSeq and is a predicted model, not a curated record. NCBI's taxonomy places the organism in Eukaryota, Metazoa, Chordata, Mammalia, Eulipotyphla, Erinaceidae. The transcript has 3 exons. Gene Ontology annotation, molecular function: RAGE receptor binding. Gene Ontology annotation, biological process: positive regulation of canonical NF-kappaB signal transduction; positive regulation of cell population proliferation. Gene Ontology annotation, cellular component: perinuclear region of cytoplasm.